AACAACAACAUAAGGCGUUGGCAGCAGGUACAAGUUCUCACAUGUCAGGAUUAACUUUUAAUUACUACUUAAAGAAGAUUAAUAUCACAGAUGCUGGACAACAGCCAGCAAAACUGAACUGGGAUAACACAUCUGCAAAAUCCAGGACAGUUUAACACGUCAAACACAAAGGAGGUGGGAGGUCUUUAAAAAGCCUGCUGGUCAUCUGAGACACUUAAUCUCAGUUUGAACUCCCUGCGCUGGAGGAGCACAUCAGGCAUUGCUUUGAAGAGCAACGUCUCAUGACGAAGUGACUUAUUUAACAGCAAAUUCCUUUCUGUGGAGUUGAACUGAAUAUUUGACAAGGAUUUCUUUGCUUCAAUGUGUGAGACAGAGGCGUCUGGGCUUUUUCGCUGUCAAACACGGACCAGAUGACUGUCCUUGUGUCAAUCCUUGUCCAGAGCAGAGCUAAGUUGCAGGUAAAGUGUCUGUGUGUGCUUAUAUUGCUGAGUUUUCCUCUGACGAUGCCUGAGGUCCCUGGUCCCUGCAGACACUCCAUCACUCGAGAGCAUCUACUGACAGUCAGGCGUCUGAUGGAUAACCAAUUGAGGAGUGGGUGCACAAUAACCUACACAUUCAUUGAACAGAGAGGUUUGAGCAAAUGCUGCUUUGUAAAAGCUGCUUUACCCUGGAUCCUGGAGCUCCUCACCACGCACUUCAAAUAUAGCAGAGGUUCAGUUAAUGAUGGCUAUGUUCAGUUUCUGAGAGCUUCCAUCCUCAACAUCUACUCUCAGAAUUGCGUACCUCAGAUUAAUGAGGAGGUUGAGGACAAACCAGAGCAUUUUGAGAUGGUCUUCAGAGGGUCACCUUCAGAGGCAUUGCAGAAGGUUUCUAAGGUGCUGUCUGUUUACUGGGAGCUGAUAACAGCAAGCAACACUUCCAUAGACUGGAGAUGCCAGCAGGAAUACUCAGAAGCCUUCGGUUCUUCCAUCGAGCCACCCACAGAAUCACCAAUGCCACACAUUACAGACAGUUAUGAAACAAAUUCAGAGAAAGAAUUCCACAGAGGGCACAAAAGAGUGCACAAGCUUGGCUUUAUCAUCGCUUCGAUCUGUGGAGGAUUGCUGUUAAUACUAAUGUUCUACUGCUUCAUCACACGACAGAAAAGACUUCUGGCUCACAGAUCAAGAUCAAGAGACCAGCUGGACAUACCGAUGGAGGAGUAAUACAGUGCAUCUGGAGAGUAUUCACAGCGCUUCACUUUUUCCACAUUUUGUUAUUAUUUUGUUACAGCCUUAUUCCAAAAUGGAGUAAAUUAAUUAAUUAAUCCCCCUCAA
Molecule: messenger RNA, 1316 nt
Organism: Thalassophryne amazonica
Lineage: Eukaryota; Metazoa; Chordata; Actinopteri; Batrachoidiformes; Batrachoididae
Gene: csf1b
Product: colony stimulating factor 1b (macrophage)
Exons: 8
Coding region: 411-1205 (264 amino acids)
Cellular component (GO): membrane
Molecular function (GO): cytokine activity; growth factor activity
Source: RefSeq, a predicted model, not a curated record